This is a messenger RNA of Zalophus californianus (California sea lion), 1665 nucleotides long. It is a transcript of the gene LPAR2, whose product is annotated as lysophosphatidic acid receptor 2. The transcript has 4 exons. Gene Ontology annotation, molecular function: lysophosphatidic acid receptor activity. Lineage: Eukaryota; Metazoa; Chordata; Mammalia; Carnivora; Otariidae. Gene Ontology annotation, biological process: G protein-coupled receptor signaling pathway. Gene Ontology annotation, cellular component: membrane. The coding region runs from base 269 to 1495 and encodes 408 amino acids. The record is from RefSeq and is a predicted model, not a curated record.
GGCACCGGAGGCCGCUGCGCGCGGUAUCUCGGUGCUGGAGAAGCGGAGGCGGGGCGGGGGUCCCGGCGGUGGGAGACCAGUCGGAUCAGGGCGUGGCUUGGAACUCGGCGACGGAUUGGACGCCAGGAAGCGAGGGGGGUGGGGCCGGGUGGGGGCGCGGACCCUGAGACCACCCGGAGCUGUGCCCAGGCUGCGCGAGGUCACGGCGGGAAUUCUGGUGCAGUGAGUGACUCAGCCCCCGGAAGGCUCUAAACUGCGUGCGUGUGAGAUGGUCACCAUGGGCCAGUGCUACUACAAUGAGACCAUCGGCUUCUUCUACAACAACAGUGGCAAGGAGCUCAGCUCCCACUGGCGGCCCAAGGAUGUGGUUGUGGUGGCCCUGGGGCUGACUGUCAGCGUGCUGGUGCUGCUGACCAACUUGCUGGUUAUCGCAGCCAUUGCCUCCAACCGCCGCUUCCACCAGCCCAUUUACUACCUGCUCGGCAACCUGGCCGCAGCCGACCUCUUUGCUGGUGUGGCCUACCUCUUCCUCAUGUUCCACACGGGCCCUCGCACCGCCCGGCUCUCGCUGGAGGGCUGGUUCGUGCGGCAGGGCCUGCUGGACACGAGCCUGACCGCCUCGGUGGCCACCCUGCUAGCCAUCGCCGUGGAGCGGCACCGCAGCGUGAUGGCCGUGCAGCUGCACAGCCGCCUGCCCCGCGGCCGUGUCGUCCUGCUCAUCGUGGGGGUGUGGGUGGCCGCGCUGGGCCUGGGGCUGCUGCCCGCCCACUCGUGGCACUGCCUCUGUGCCCUGGACCGCUGCUCACGCAUGGCCCCCCUGCUCAGCCGCUCCUACCUGGCUGUCUGGGCCCUGUCCAGCCUGCUUGUCUUCCUGCUCAUGGUGGCUGUCUACACCCGCAUUUUCUUCUAUGUGAGGCGGAGGGUGCAGCGCAUGGCGGAGCACGUCAGCUGCCACCCCCGCUACCGAGAGACCACACUCAGCCUGGUCAAGACCGUUGUCAUUAUCCUGGGGGCGUUCGUGGUCUGCUGGACGCCAGGCCAGGUGGUGCUGCUCCUGGACGGUCUGGGCUGCAAGUCCUGCAACGUUCUGGCCGUGGAGAAGUAUUUCCUACUCUUGGCUGAGGCCAACUCACUGGUCAAUGCCGUGGUGUACUCAUGCCGAGAUGCUGAGAUGCGCCGCACCUUCCGCCGCCUCCUCUGCGGUCUGUGCCUUCGCCGGUCCACCCACGAGUCUGCCCGCUAUGCACCCUCCACCCGAACAGUUCUCCAAUCCAAUCACACCAGAUGUUUUGAGUUUCCUCUCCAGCAGCAAUGGGAAGAAGAUGGGCCCUGCCCUAAAGGGUUCCCAGAGAGGCUGAGGACCCUUUAUGAGACUGCAUCUGGAAUCUGCGCUCAAAGCAAACAGGCCCCAGCAGGUCCCAAUGACUUUGGAGAAGUGAUUCACGUCCAGUCCGUUCCUUUUCCCUCACACGACGAUCCUUCUCUGACGCCAUGAGUUCUAGUGGCCAGAAACAAAGACUUGUGGAGAGUCACCCUUACUUGGGGUGCACCUCAGAGGAGACCCUCAGGAAGCAUCCUUCAGUAGUUCAGUGACCGCGGGCUUGGGCAUUCUAGGUCCAGAUUGCGGUAAAUGGAGAGAAUGAAUAAAACCGAGGUCAUUUAUAA